Molecule: messenger RNA, 2757 nt
Organism: Triticum aestivum (bread wheat)
Lineage: Eukaryota; Viridiplantae; Streptophyta; Magnoliopsida; Poales; Poaceae
Product: cytochrome P450 89A2
Exons: 2
Coding region: 283-2235 (650 amino acids)
Cellular component (GO): membrane
Molecular function (GO): oxidoreductase activity, acting on paired donors, with incorporation or reduction of molecular oxygen, NAD(P)H as one donor, and incorporation of one atom of oxygen; iron ion binding; heme binding
Source: RefSeq, a predicted model, not a curated record
AAGAUGGUGGUCACCAAGGGUGUGACGGAGGCGGCAAGAGUGGCUAACGUGGAUCAGAAGUAUAAGCAUCUGGUGUCACAUGACCAGCAGUUCAUGCAGCAAUGCAUACUGAUCUGAGUCUGACGUGCUCUUCCAGUGUUAUCCAGGGCCAAGAAUGGUGCGCUGACUUGAAGGUUUUCCGCAUGCACGGGCUGUAAUCUUCAGCUUGGCAUCUUUCCUGUAGAUGAAUAUAUCUUCAGCUGGUCUGAUGUGAUCUUCGUACCAUGUUGAUUCCACGUCUCCAUGCAACCGCAACCGCACACUCCAUCUAUCGGCGGCGGUCGGCGUCGGCACCACCGUGGCCGACUCCAUCCAUCUGGCCCCGGCCGCUUAACCCAGCGCCGCCACCUGUCCCGUCCCCUGCACCGCCUGCGAGAUCACCGCAGUGGAUUCGCGCCAACGCACCGGUCAGCAGAAGCGGCGUGCCAACACAACACCGGUGAGGCGGUCACCGCUGAUCAGCGGCUACGUAUAGAUAGCCAUGGCAGGCACGCAGCUCGUUGCGGCACCGGCACCCGUGCUAGGAGAGCAGCUGAUCGACCAACAAUGGAGGCCGCCGUCGCGUACCUCCUCCUCCUCCCGCUCGCCACCUGCGCCAUGCUCCUCCCACUCCUCCUGCUGCUCCCGGCCCUUCGGCCGUCCAAGGCCAGCCGCCUCCCGCUGCCCCCGUCCCCGCCGGCCGUCCCGGUGCUCGGCCCGCUGCUCUGGCUCUGGCGCGCGCGCUCCCGCCUCGAGCCGGCCAUCCGCGAACUGCACCGCCGCCACGGGCCAGUCCUCUCCCUCGGCUUCCUCUCCCCGCGCCCCGCCGUCUUCGUCUCCGGCCGCCGCGUCGCCCACCGCGCGCUCGUCCAGCGCGGACACGCAUUCGCCAGCCGCCCGCCCGCCAUCGCGCCCUUCGUCGUCCUCACUUCCGCCCAGCGCACUGUCAGCUCCGCGCCCUACGGCCCGCUCUGGCGCUCUCUCAGGCGGAACCUCACCUCCGGCGUCCUCCACCCCGCACGCGUCGCAGGCCUUUUCGCGCCCGCGCGGCGCUGGGCGCUCGCGAUCCUCGCCUCCGACCUCGAGGACGAGUCGUCCCGGAGCGAGGGAGGCGUGGUGACCGCCGUCGAGUGCCUCCAGUUCGCAAUGUUCUCGCUGCUCACGUACAUGUGCUUCGGAAGCAAGCUGCCGGCCGGCCGCGUACGGCAGAUCGAGGCCGUGCAGAGGGAGCUCUUCUCCUCCUACAUCGGCUUCCAGGUCUUCGCCUUCUGCCCGGCGCUCACCACGAGGCUAUUCCGGCGCCGGUGGCGGAAGGUGCUGUCCAUCCGCAGUAAGCAGGAGGAGCUGUUCCUGCCACUGAUCACAGCAAGAAGAGAACGGAGCGUGCUGACGGCUAACGGCGACGACGGCAGCCUGGCGCACUGCUACGUCGACACGCUCCUCGCGCACCGGCUCCCCAAGGAGGAAGAGGAUGGCGGCGAGCGCGCGCUGACCGACGCCGAGAUGGUGAGCCUAUGCACGGAGUUCCUCACCGCCAGCGUCGACACCACGGUGACCGCACUGCAGUGGAUCAUGGCGAACCUGGUCCGGCAACCGGAGAUCCAGGCGAGGCUACAGGACGAGAUCGACGCGGCGAUCACCGACGACCAUGACGCCGUCGCGGAGGAGGACCUCUCGAGCAUGCGCUACCUGAAGGCGGUUGUCCUGGAGGGGCUGCGGCGACACCCGCCGGCGCACUUCCUGCUGUCGCACGCGGCGCCGACGGAGGCGUCGCUGGACGGGCUCCGCGUGCCGGCGGCCACGUCGGUGAACUUUUCGGUGGCGGACGUGUCACUUGACGAGGAGGUAUGGGGCCAGCCAGAGGAGUUCAGGCCGGAGCGGUUCCUGGACGGCGGGGAGGGCGCCGGGGUGGACCUGACGGGGAGCCGGGAGAUCAGGAUGAUGCCGUUCGGGGCCGGCCGGAGGAUCUGCCCCGGCCUCGGGCUGGCGAUGCUGCACCUGGAGUUCUUCGUGGCCAACCUGGUGAGGCGGUUCGAGUGGUCUGCUGCGGAGGACGGCGGCGGCGUCGACCUCGCCGAGAGGCCGGAGUUCACGGUGACCAUGGAGCGGCCGCUGCGCGCGCGCGUGGCGCCCAGACGCCCCCGGGAGUUAUUUACCCAAAACCAUCACACUUGGGGCCAGGCGAAACCGACAAGUGGGGCCUGCCUGUCGGGCUGACGUGGUGUGCCUAGGUGGACAAUUUGCUGAGUUGGAUGGGGUCCCACAUGUCAAUGACUCGAGUGUUUAUCCUUUUUUCAAUUUUCUCUUUAUUUUCUCAUAGGCAUUUCAACAAACAGGCUAUGUGCGUGUCUGUCAGGGGCACCACGACCAGGCGAGGACGCGCGGUGGCGCACUGGGAAGCCGGCCGAUACAGCUGCGGCAAGAAGAUGCUCGGGGGCGCCCAUGGUGGUCUUCCAUGGUUGUCAAGGCGGCGGUGGGCUCGAGCGCAAAGGACGGUGAUGUAGUGCCAGGAAGACGAUGUCAGACUCGCCGCCGCGGCCGGAGAUGCCUUGCACGGCGCGCGCUAGCGCAGGCGCGGCCAGAGCCUCCCUAUGCACCGCCGCGGUGUCGACGGACGCUGUACAGCAGCUCCAGCGCCGCCCGCGUGCGUGCUCCGAGCCCAACGCGCAUCCGCCUCCAUUAGCCCGAGCAGUACGCCCCGCACUAGUCGCGCCGCCCGAUGCUUCUUCCGCCACCCAG